Messenger RNA from Penicillium manginii, 1230 nucleotides. RefSeq names its product tellurite-resistance/dicarboxylate transporter family protein. Gene Ontology annotation, molecular function: malate transmembrane transporter activity. Gene Ontology annotation, cellular component: membrane. Bases 1 to 1230 code for a protein of 409 amino acids. Lineage: Eukaryota; Fungi; Ascomycota; Eurotiomycetes; Eurotiales; Aspergillaceae. The record is from RefSeq and is a predicted model, not a curated record. The transcript has a single exon. Gene Ontology annotation, biological process: malate transmembrane transport.
AUGUCUCAACCAGGUCUUCUCGGUGUCGAGGCCUACGAGCUCCCACCACACUCCUCCCACUCCAACCACUCCGACACACCAAUCCUCAAUGGCUCAGAAGAAAAGUCCUCCGACUUCAACAAGCACAUCCACCUGAGCUUCCGCCAGCGUCUCCGCCAUUUCACCUGGGCAUGGUACACCCUAACAAUGAGCACAGGCGGCCUAGCCCUCCUCAUAGCCGUCCAACCCAACCGCUUCAAAGGCCUCGACGAAAUAGGAAUAGCAAUCUACCUCUUCAACCUCAUCCUCUUCGCCCUGGUUUGCACCCUAAUGGCAGCCCGCUUCCUCAUCCACGGCGGCUUCAUGCAAUCUCUCAAACACGACCGCGAGGGCCUCUUCUUCCCAACAUUCUGGCUCUCAAUCGCAACACUCAUCACCGGACUGGAAAAAUACUUCGGCAACGAUCCAGCACCCUCCUUCUCAACAACCCUAGAAGUCCUCUUCUGGCUCUACUGCGUCUGCACCUUCGCCGUCGCCACUCUCCAAUACAGCUUCCUCUUCACAUCCCACACAUACCGCCUCCAAACAAUGAUGCCCUCCUGGGUCCUCCCCGCCUUCCCAAUAAUGCUAAGCGGAACAAUCGCCUCCGUAAUCGCAGACCGUCAACCCGCCCGCGCCGCCAUCCCAAUCGUCACAGCCGGCAUGACCUUCCAAGGCCUGGGCUUCUGCCUCAGCUUCAUGAUGUACGCCCACUACAUCGGCCGCCUAAUGGAAUCAGGCCUGCCCCACCGCGAACACAGACCAGGAAUGUUCAUCUGCGUCGGCCCACCCGCCUUCACAGCCCUCGCCCUCGUCGGCAUGGCACGCGGCCUCCCCACCGAAUUCAGCGUCAUGGGCAGCAUGGACACAGCCGAGGACGGGCGAACGCUGGAAAUCCUCGCUCUGGCCGCGGGCUCGUUUCUUUGGGCGUUGAGUCUGUGGUUCUUUGCCAUUGCGCUUAUUGCCGUUGUCAGGGCGCCGCCGACUGCGUUCCAUCUUUCUUGGUGGGCGAUGGUUUUUCCCAAUACGGGCUUCACUAUUGCGACUAUCACGUUGGGGAACUCGUUUGCUAGUAAGGGGAUCCAGGGCUUUGGGUCUGCGAUGUCGAUUUGUAUUGUUCUUAUGUGGGUUUUUGUUUUUGUGAGUCAUGUUCGGGCGGUUUUUAGGGGCGAUAUUAUGUAUCCUGGCAAGGAUGAGGAUGUUUCGGAGUGA